This is a messenger RNA of Brienomyrus brachyistius, 9599 nucleotides long. It is a transcript of the gene tlr9, whose product is annotated as toll-like receptor 9. The record is from RefSeq and is a predicted model, not a curated record. The transcript has 2 exons. The coding region runs from base 3532 to 6711 and encodes 1059 amino acids. NCBI's taxonomy places the organism in Eukaryota, Metazoa, Chordata, Actinopteri, Osteoglossiformes, Mormyridae. Gene Ontology annotation, molecular function: protein binding; pattern recognition receptor activity. Gene Ontology annotation, cellular component: plasma membrane. Gene Ontology annotation, biological process: toll-like receptor signaling pathway; canonical NF-kappaB signal transduction; defense response to virus.
GAGACAGCAUAGCGAAGGUAACAGUUUGAUACUGACAAAUAAUAUCUUCAAGCAAUUAAGCAGUUAUAUACAUUACAAUAAUAUAUUACGUUCCUUGGUACUUUGGAGGGGCGGCAUGGUGGUGCAGUGGUUAGCACUGAUGCCUCACAGCUCUGGGACCUGGUUUCAAGUCUCCGCCUGGGUCACAUGUGUGCAGAGUUUGCAUGUUCUCCCCAUGUCGUCGUGGGGUUUCCGCCAGGUACUCCGGUUUCCCCCCACAGUCCAAAAACAUGCUGAGGCUAAUUGGAAUUACUAAAUUUCUCAUAGGUGUGUGAGUGUGCAGGAUAUUUGCAUAACCAGUUAACACCGAACAUGUUUGCAAGUCACCCAAAAGUACUAAAAAAGUAACCCAGCUGCUUUGGUACCCUGGGUACAGGUACUCGACUAGAAAUCAAUGGAAAAGUACAGUACCAAAAGUUCUUUAGAUGGUGCAAUGGAAAAAUGCUCAUAAUUAACUGAAAUUGAUUUCGGAAUGAAAACCUACCACAGACAAGUUCUUUUAUAAGCAUUCAAUGCUGGUAUAUUUCCUGUUAUCUGUUUUUAUGACUUUUUUCCGUCCUUUUUUCUAUUUCAGUACAGGGGUUUAGAUACAGCAUGGCUCCCUCCAGACCUGUCACUUAGGAGGACCAGGGCCAAGGCAAAGCCACCUUAUUUGGGGCCCCAUAGUUGGUGUGGCUGCACAGGAUGCACUAGCCUUGGCUGUGAUCACAUGUCUAAGAUAGGGUUUGGAUUAAGUCUAUCCAGUCUGUAUUUAGGCAAAAUGACAUAUUUAUUUCAAAUGUGGCUGCGUACAAUCGAUGAAAAAAAAGUUAGGGUAAAACUUUACUGAAAGCUCUCAUCUAUAAUGCACUACAGAUACCUUCAUAUGUAAUUAUGAUGGAUGAUGUAACAAUUUAAGGAUGUUUUGUUCUGCAUUAUGAAUGUAUCUAUAGUGCAUUUUAGCCAAGUGUUAUGCUCAUUAUGCAUUCAUAAUACAUAAUAAAGAUGACUAUAUAAAAAGCUUUUCUGUAAAUAUUUACAGCCAUGUUUAUGGUGCUUUAUGAAUUUUAUAUAUAUAUUGUGUGUGUGUGUGUGCGUGUGUGUGUUCAUUGAGUCUUAUAGACAUGGGAUCAUAGAAAGUGUUACCAAAGUGAUUUACAGUAUUAUUUAGCUUAUUAUCUUGACAAUUUUCCCUUUUGGAUGGGGCCCAUAGAAGGUGGGGGCAGUGCAGCAGCAAUAGUUGCACCCUGCUAAAAAUGGCUCUGUCUUCAUCCAUCAUGGAUGGAGAUAUGUAUUGGGGUCUGGCCAGGUGCAGCACGAGACAAAGUGGUCACCUUUCCACUCAGUGCCAUCCUUACCCAUAGGAAGUUGGACAGUUACCAAACACACCUGCAUCACACCUAUCCCGCGUAUCUUCUGUGUCUGUCAUCUUCAGAGAACACGUUCACUUAGUGAAAUAUUCAUGUGGUACAGGCCUCUCUGAUUGGCCAAUUAUUUUCUCUAGCCAAAGUUUUCACAUUAAGUUUGUCCACGUUUCUAUUCCUAAAUCUUGAGCAUAAAAAUGACUGACUUUCUUUGCUGGUUUUUCUAUCCAGUCUUAUUAAAAGGAGCAGCACAAAUCCAUUGGCAGUUUAACACAUUUGUAAUGCAGUAACCCUAAGUAGCAGUUCUAGCGGUAAAGUGGCUGCCAGUGUGAUCAGACCAUUUCUUUUAACAGAAAUGAGAAAAGAUCAUGUCCUAAUAUUGCACAGUGGCUGCUAAAAGCAUCAUGUACUGGUUGGAUGUAAUGCUCAAGAACUUAAGGCUGCACAGAGCUAUGCAGCUGUAGAGUAUACACAUAAUACUUGGCUAUUAAUAGGUAACUAGUUCAAUAAAAAAUGAAUUUCACAUACUAGCUUUUGUUGUUUGCAUUCCUUUGAAAUGUGAAGUGGCAUUCGAUACCCAUGUGGUGUCCUAGAUGAGCGUCACCUCUGGUGCAUGGCUGCAGUGAAAACAGUGAGAUGGAUUGGAGGGGGGGAACAGAGUAAAAGAUGUGAACUGGGUUGGUGCCGGUUUGCUAAAUCGGUACCCCGUCUGAAGAAGCCACCCCAGGCUAUGUGAAUGUCGGAUAUGUGAAUUAAUUCAAAUGCAUGAGCAGAAUUUAUACGUUUACUGCAUAUGCUCAUCGGGUAAUUAGAAUAUGGCUGUUACUUGACUAGGCUUGACUCCCAUCAUAUAGGAAAGGGUGUGAUGAACUCGAUCUUCACUUCCUGUUACUGUCAGGUUUUACUUCCUCCAAAUAUCAUGUUUCACUUCUUUUAUUUAGAUCAGUUUCACAUAGUUUUCCACCUGCAAGGUUCAUUGUUUUAUGUGUUUUGUGCUUAUUUUGAUAAGUCACUGCAUAAACAUCCACUGUAAAUACAACUUUGUUGUGACAUCAUCUUGAACAUUGAAAAUGGUAAGUGUGUUUUUGUUAUGAUAGUAGAUGGAAUGUUUCUUAAAUAUACUGCAUGAUGUAUUAUUACCUUAUUUCCUCCAAACUAAGUCUAAAAAAUAUUGCAGCUUAUUGAAGUGUAUACAAUACAUUAGAUAUAUCAUGUUAUAUCUUACCAAUUCUGGUACUUAGAAAUGGUUCUAUACGGCACUUUUAGGGGUUCUAUAACUUGCUUCAUAUAUGUAACUCAAGGUGGUUCCAAAUAGAACCUUUUUUGUGAGGCACCUUUAAAGAACCAUAUCGGUUCUUCUGGUACUGUACUUUCAAUUUCAUAAAUGGUCUGUAAUAGCAAGAAGCUUAUUUUUGAAAAGUGAGAUUACAUUGUAGUAUACUGUAGUAUAAUUUUUAUAUAUUACAAGAAAUUACAAACUAUGGUCUUAUAAAAUAACAGGUAACGAUUUACAUUAACUGCACCUCCAUAAUGCAUUCAUUAUACGUGUAUACAAAGAACAUUCAAUGCACUUUCAUAAUGCAUUCAUAGAACAUUCAUAAGCAGCAUGGAAGUAACAUCCUAACAUUAGCAGCUUUGAUACAAUUACAAUGUUUGUUAUUAAUAUAUAUGUUUGUUAUUAAUGUAUAUUAAGGCUGCAAUGGUAUAUUAGGUUAUGAUAUACUUCUGUGCUGCUUAUGAAUGUUCUAUGAAUGCAUUAUGAAGGAAUUAUGAAAACACCAAAAAUAAAGUAAAUGGCAAACAAUACAGGGGUUAACACUGAAUUUUGGUAUCGUUUGCCUCCACUAUGGUUUCUCCGUCUAUCUGUAUUGUGAUUUUUGAAAAAUGGAAGUGUUGAAGUAGGAUUAAUCAGCAAAUGUAGGCCUAAUCAUUUUCCUGGCAUCAUCUCACACUCACAUCUCUAACUGUCCGCAAAUGUAAUGUGGCGAGUGGUCAAGUGCUAACCAACCCCCCCGCCUUACAUUACGUCAGGAUAUUGUCCACAGUGGGUGGGAUCACUGCUCCAGAAAUGUCGUACAGUAUGGCUGAAUUGACAUCGAUACGUCGGAUGGUUUGAUAAUACUGUAUACCGAGUGCCAUAACAACCCUAAUGUAUACAAAAUCUGUGCAUGUUGCAUUACUGUAUGAUUCAUCUCUAAACUUAUAUUCUUUACAGGUCUCCUUGUGGAAGAAUCUUUUUCUGCUCUACCUUUGCAGCCGGCUUACAGCAGUCAGGAGUAGAAAUCCCGUUUUUUUUCCUUGUGAAAAUGAUACCCUUGCAACAACCCUUGAUUGUGAAAAGAGAGGCCUAACUAAUGUUCCCUGGAUUAACUCUGUCUCUGUGCUCUCCAUAAACCUGGAUGGAAAUAAAAUCCAGUCAGUGAAGAGCAAUGCACUAGCUGGAGUUCCUAAUCUUCAGAAUUUUAGCAUCAUGUGGAAUUGCCCUCCAGGUAAGCUGAGGAACCCAGGAACUCCUUCCUGCAAACUGACUAUUGCACCUGAUGCCUUUGUUCAUUUGAAGAACCUGAGUCAUCUUUUUCUGGGUGGAAACAGUUUGUUAUCCGUCCCACGUCUACCUGGUGGUCUGAAAGUCCUCGGUCUUGAAUCAAGUAAUAUAUAUAGAAUUAACACACCCUUGGGAACCCCGCAACUCAAGAAGCUGCUCUUGUUCGACAACUGUUACUAUCGUAACCCCUGCAACCAGACAUUCUAUAUUAAUGAAUCUGUAUUGCAAGAACUGCGGGAGCUCAUAAAUCUCACUCUGGGAUUUAACAAUAUCACCACUGUUCCCAAGGGCCUUCCUCAGAACUUGACCAGCCUAGAUCUAAGAGAAAACAAGAUCAGUCAUAUUGAUGAGAUUGCAUUUGCCAAUCUGACAAAACUCACCUACUUGAAUCUGGAAUGGAAUUGCCAGCGGUGUGAUCAUGCAGCACAACCAUGCUUUCCCUGCGCAAACAACUCUGCCAUAAAUAUACAUCCCAAGGCAUUCCGAACCCUGAGCAAUAUUACCUACUUGAUCCUUAGGGGAAAUUCACUAAGGGCCUUGCCUGAAGGGCUGUUCCAAGGACUACAAAGACUUACCUAUCUGGACCUCUCUGACAAUCUGUUGGCCAACAGCAUCAGAAAUGACUCUUUCUUCAGAGACCUGAAAAACGUCAAGACACUUAACUUGAUUUACAACUAUGAACCUCUGAAAACUUUCAAUGACCUGAAAUUGUCACCGUAUUUCAGUGAAAUGACGUCCCUGGAAGAAUUACUCAUCAGUGGGUAUUUUUUCCAUAAGUUGACUGAACGGAGUUUGAGUCCUUUAAGGAACCUCUCAAAACUUCAUUAUUUGGAUUUACGUAUGAACUUUAUAAGUGAGUGCCAGCUUAGUAUAUUCAGUAACAUAACCUCUUUGAAAAAAGUUGUUCUCUCACAGAACCUACUGGAAUUUCCAUAUUGUUCACCUAACACCAAUCGAUUUACUUUCCAAAACCAAAAUCAAUUAACUGGCAAAGUAAUCAUGACUCCAGAGGCAUUAAACUCUGAAGGCCAAUAUCUGGAAUCAAAUGAAAAGUAUUAUCAAAGCAUGCUGGAUUUUCAGAAACGGUACUGCCGUGGAAAACUGUUUUUUGACUUGUCACAAAACAAUAUUUUGACUCUGCGGGAAAACAUUUUUCAAGGAAUGGACACAGUAGUAUGUUUAGAUUUGUCACUUAAUUAUUUGAGCCAGUCACUGAAUGGGAAGCAGUUUAAACACCUGGGCAGCUUAGAAUACCUUAAUAUGGCUCACAAUAGGAUUGAUAUGUAUUACGAUGGUGCUUUUCAAGAACUAAGAAAAACACUUAAAGUGCUUGACCUGUCUAGUAAUGAAUUUCACUUUCGCAUGAAGGGCAUGGGGCAUCGCUUUGAAUUUAUUGAAAACCUGACGUCACUGGAGGUUCUGAGCCUGUCACAGAACAGCAUUGGAAUUCGCAUUUCUGCGACACUCCAGAGCUCCUCCCUCAGGUAUCUUUUCUUUUCGGGCAAUCGUUUGGAUAUAAUGUGGGACAUGGCGGGUGACCAGUAUCUUUGUUUCUUUCAGAACCUUACAAAUCUUGCAUACUUAGACAUUUCCAGAAAUCACCUGAAAUCUUUUAAACCAGAAGCCUUUUGUAACCUUCCAAAAACACUGGAAGUUCUAAAGGUUAACAGUAACCAACUAAUAUACUUUCCUUGGCACAAUCUUACAGUUUUAAACCAACUUUGUUGCCUAAACCUCAGUGGCAACUUCCUAAGCGAGUUACCUAAUCAACCCAUUAAAUUUGGGCACAAUUUAACCGUUUUAGACCUAAGCUACAACCAGAUUCGAUGGCUCCCAGAAAGUUUUUUUCAUGAGGCAGGCUCUCUUAUGUACCUUCUGUUGAAUCAUAAUAAGCUUAAAUUUCUUAAUGUCCAGUGCUUCCCGUCCCAGUUUACUGUAUCUCUUCAUAAACUGACCCUCCAUGGCAAUCCAUUUAUGUGCAGCUGUGAUACUUCAUGGUUGAUGGAUUUCUUACUAAGCAGCACCAUUCAAAUACCUUACCUGACCACUGGCAUUAGGUGUGGUUUUCCAGAGUCUCAGAAUGAAAAGCUUGUGCUGUCAAUGGACUCCCGCUCAUGUCAGGAGAUCUAUGGAAGUAUAGGAUUUAUUGUUACGUCCUUCUUGACCAUUAUUUUUACUUUGGUUCCUCUGCUCAAGAAGCUUUAUGGCUGGGACCUUUGGUAUGGUACACAGAUAGUUUGGGCUCAACAUAAAGGGUACUCUCAGUUACUGGGAAAACAAGGCCAGCAUGACGCUUUUAUCAUUUUUGAUACUCUUAAUGCUGCUGUUAGAGACUGGGUCUACAAUGAGUUAAUAGUUAAUCUGGAGAACCAAGGAAGGCAGAGAUUUAGUCUCUGUCUGGAGGAAAGAGACUGGGUCCCAGGAAUUUCCUGUAUAGAAAACCUCCAUAAUGCUGUUUAUAGCAGUAAAAAGACCGUGUUUGUGCUGACUAGUACAGGCUCAGUCAGUGGCAUAGCAAGGCAAGCCUUCAUUAUGGUCCAGCAACGUCUUCUGGAUGAAAAGAUUGAUACAAUUGUACUGGUUCUUCUGGAUGAGGUCUUUCCGAAGUCAAAAUAUCUUCAAAUGAGAAAAAUGCUAUGCAGAAAGUCAGUCCUCUCUUGGCCAAGAAACCCCCGUGCUCAUCAGCAUUUCUGGAACAAUAUGAAAGCAACAUUAGCUUCUGACAACUGCCGUUCCUACAAUUGUCAUAUAAGUGAAAGUCUGUUGUCCAAUGGUUUGAUAUAGUAGUCAUAUGUGAAUUUUUUUUCACAUUCAUGAUCGUCAAAGUGUUCAAAUAACACAUUUAUGUGGAUUUUUUUUGUAAAAAAAUGCUAUUGGAUGGUGAUUCAGUGGGCAGCACUUUUCUUUCCAGGGUUGUGUAUUUGUGUCCCUCUUCUGUAUUUUUGGAAUUUGCAGGUCGUCCUUGUGUGUUUUUCCUCCCAAAAGCAAUUGACAGAUGCAACUGAAUGUUUCGGUGUCUCUGUGUUUUUAAUACUGGCAUUCUGUGUGCCCUGUCAUGGAUAAAAAGUUGAAGGAACAAGUGGAAAAAAAUGUAUUGUAAUGCUCGGAAUGUUACAUCUGUGUUUAUGUUGCUGGAAGUUUUACUGGCCUCACUGAAUGUCUUUAUAUUGUGGGAGGGAGCCGGAGUACCCAGAAGUAACACCCACAUAAAGCCAGGAGAACCAACUGCACCCACGUAAAAUAAAAUUCAAACAAAGGUUUGUGGCAGCUCUGCCACCCACUCAGAAAUCGUACCACUAAAGUGUUUCAACUUCAUUAAUUUUAUAUUAUUUGUAAUCAUAACUAAUGUGAUCAUAAUGUGUAAGACAUACAAUUAUAUUUUAAGCUGGCAUGGAUUGUGGAAUUAUGACUGAUAAAAAAUGAUUACGCCUCCUUAGUUGUGGAGCAAUUGUUUUCUCUCUCUGUACAUCCCACCAAAGGGGUUCAGUGUUCUGCUUAGAAAACUGGACAUUUGCAGGCAUUGACUUAUAGAAAACGGGAACUAAAAAUGUGAAUUUUGCAUUCAUUUUUGUAUGCUUUAUCUAAUCUUGUGCUAAUUAUUGCACUUGCAAAUGAACGAAAAAUAUACAUUCACCCGUAUAGAUCAGCGAAUUUGACAUUCGAGGUUUCGGUUAUUUGGGAAUUAUUUAUUAAAAUUUAUUUAAAUGGGAAUAUUUUGAAGCUUGCUGAAUAAUCACAAAGACACGGAUAUGAGCCGUCAGCGAAAAACACUCCUGAAAAUGAUUCGAGUUACAUAAAAUUAUAGAAUAUAUAAAUAUUAGUGAGACAUAACAUGUAUAUAUUAUAUCUUUAAUAUUAAAAGUCUUGUUUUAUGAUGCCUCUGUCACUCCCCUGCACUCUGUCUCUCGCACAAACACAUCCUAACUUUCCCGAAAGGAACACAACACACAUAAAAUAGCGACUAGAUCUUCUUCUAGAGACCCAUAGAUGUAAAUAUUGUAGCACUGGUGGGGCACAUGUCCCAGCAUGCCCCGCGUGCAUUUGUAAAUAGCCAUUGUUGUGUUGUUAAUGGUUGCAUUUCUUUAUUGUGGUGCGUGUGUCCGUCUGUAUCUGGUGUUUACCUGGUCCGAUGCUCGCGUGUAUUUAGCUUGUGAAAAUCUCCCACCAUGUGUGCAUCUUGCAGUUCGACAUCUGGCAACCUUUUGUGUUCGUCCCUGUGUAUUUGAUAUGGUGUAUGUAAUAGUCUUCUUAAGGAUUGCAAAUAAAGAGGAAGUUUUCGCCGGCAAGCAAGUCUUCUUGUCUGUCCUUGGUCUCGCGAUUCCUCGGUCCACCCGUCCACCACAAUAUUAGAGAUUUAAUUAAUCUCUUCUUGGUAAUUGUUGGAGUUAGACUCCACCGAGUUCGUUGAGGAGGACAGUAUCUCAUCCUCCCUGAUACCAGGGAGGUCCGUCUCUCUUUAUUUGUUGUAGAGAUCCUGUACCCUCUGUCAAUCCCGGUCGAGCCCCCAAAUUGUUGGAGUUAGACUCCACCGAGUCCGUUGAUGAGGAAAAGAUGCAUUCGUGAGGCAAAGGAUGGUUGUAAGUCCGCUCUCUUUAUGUGUUGUAGAGAUCGAUCCGGGAGCCACGCUCAGAUGCACAAACAGUACAUACCCAAGGAAGCUCAGCUCUCUGUUGUCUGUGUUUGGCUUUUAUACCCCGUUUAGGGCAUCUACAAUUCUUGUUGGUAUCUUUCCACUCUCGUGACAUACAACUAUUGUUUUGACAGUGCUAUGCGUUAGUACCCACCCCCUGCGUCAGCGACCCCCACCCUUGUUAGGCCCAGCAGGUCAAGCAUAAGCAUAAUGUCACCAUGCCCUGAUAAUGCACCUUCUGCUUUUCUAAUUUUACUUACAUUAUGAGAAGGGGCGAAGCCCCCCUUUUCUUCCUGCCUGUGUGCCAGUUUGUUCCCAUUUCUUAGUGUGACAAAGUUUAGCACAAAGCCUGGCCCCCCUUCAUAAUAAAUGGGACUUUCUGCCAGCACUAUUCAACUAAGUGAUGAUAAAGUUUCUGGUAAUUGAGUAGUUUGCUUUAUGGUGUUUCCCAAAUCAGUGCCAGAUCUGGCUGCGUUUUUUUGACAGGCUUCUUGCUCAUUAUUGUGCCCUAACAGCAAACAAGGUAAGAUCAGAGUAGUGUACAGUAUAGACGCUCCACUACUUACGAACGUUCAACUUACAAACUUUCAGGCAUCCGAACGAAGAGGACUGUGUGUCCAAAUUGUGUUCAUUGGGCUCCCGUUUCCUGUCCGGAACAUCAAUUUUUUUUUUCUGCGCGACAAUUCCACCUAGUAUGACUUCUGGCCGCUACUCCCGCCGCGCAGCAGCGUAGCGUGCGUACUCCCAGCAUCCUAGUUCUUAGUACUUGCAUAUACUUGUAAAUGAUGUUGCAUAAUGACUUACGAACAUUUCAAGUGGUAGAUGUAGCUGGGGAGAGAGAGGUCUGGGUAUCUCUCCUGAAGCUGCGACCCCCGCGACCCGAACCCUGGACAAGCGGGGGCUAAUGGAUGGAUGGAUGGAACAUUUCAAGUUACAAAUGGCCGUUUGGAACGUAUCUCAUUCAUAAGUGGAGGAGCGUCUGUACUGUUUGAAACAGCUGUACUGUAUUUUGAAAGAGUCAAUAAAAUUCCGUGAAUAGUGA